UUUUGCCUUCACCCCUCAUCCCAUUGAUUCGAAGACGCGAAAGAUCCACCCUUACACUGCCAUUGCAAUUGACUAUAUUGGGUUAUUGAGGGAUCUUACAGAUUCAUCAAGGAUACAAUGGCCAGUUUAACACCCGCAGAAGCACGAAAGCAACUGCAGCAACUAGCAGACGACAAUGGCGACUUAAAAACACAAUUGAACAUCCUCCGUAUCAGCGAGCCGAUAUUCUCCCCUGACUCUGAUACCAGGCGCUCAUCACCAUCUAAGCGCAGGUCAGAUGUAUCCACCUUUGAAACACCGACACCUGCUUCCUUGGAAGCGGACUUGACACACUAUAAAGAAUUGUUCUCGAAGUUACGCUUUUCCUACGUUGAGCAAGUUACGAAGGAGAAAUUUCUGCGUGCAAUUGUGGGCGAUCCGCCCCUGGUGGUCGGUCACAAUGAAAAUGUUGAGAUGGAAGCGCAGUUGGCGGAAGUAAAGGCGGACCUCAAGGCUCGCAAAGAAGAAGUCCGAACUAUGGUGGAGGAGAUGGAGAAGCUGGGUAGGGAUCUGGCGAAUCGUUACAAGAAUGUCCAGCUACAAAUGACCCAACUCUCAACACUUCCAGAGUCGAUUGAAAACCUCGAAUCCACUGUUGCCGAGCUACGUGCAAAACAAGGAUCAGACGCAAACGGCCCAGAAUCGCAAAACCUCCCCCUUCCUGCAACGCUGAGUCUCCUGUCUGAGCGGGAGGCGGAGCUUGCGGCUCUUGAUCGACAACUUGCAGCGGUGCAGAAUACCCUGCCCCGCAAGACACGAGAGGCCGAGGCGGUGGAGCGUGAAUUGGGUGUUCUAGAACGGCGGAAGACAGAAGCGAUCGCACAGGCCCAAGAGGUUAAGAGAAAGAAGGAGGAAGGCGAAAGUGACGGGCUGGUGGAGACGGGAAGAUGGUACCGGAGCGCGGAAGAAACUCUCAAAAGCCUUCUAGGUGUUACAGGAUGAGGGCACUAGGCGUAGGCAUGAUUUGACGAUAUUGGGUCUUGGGACAUGG
This is a messenger RNA of Aspergillus costaricaensis CBS 115574, 1030 nucleotides long. RefSeq lists its product as uncharacterized. The coding region runs from base 118 to 981 and encodes 287 amino acids. Lineage: Eukaryota; Fungi; Ascomycota; Eurotiomycetes; Eurotiales; Aspergillaceae. Gene Ontology annotation, biological process: kinetochore assembly; attachment of mitotic spindle microtubules to kinetochore; protein localization to kinetochore. Gene Ontology annotation, cellular component: kinetochore. The record is from RefSeq and is a predicted model, not a curated record. The transcript has 3 exons.